AUGCUAAAACAUACUUCUCCGCAUGAGCCUAUGGCUGCAAAGACGCCCAACGGCGCUCAGCAGGAACAUACUUCUCCACAGGAACCUGUAGCUGCAAAGACUCCAGACGGCACCGGAGUCGUUGAUUUGGAUCCGUGGCUCGAGCCGUUCAAGGACGCUCUGAGAAGUAGAUACAAAAGGACAACAGACUGGAUCAAGAAGAUCGACGAGACCGAGGGCGGACUAGAGAAGUUCAGCAAGGUGAAUGCUCGUGAAGUCGUCUGGGCUGAUCAAUAUAUACAGGGCUACGAGAAGUUUGGCUUUAAUGUUAAGAGCAAUGGCGAUAUCACGUAUCGAGAAUGGGCCCCCAACGCGGUUGCGGCGCACCUCAUCGGCGAUUUUAACAAAUGGGAUCGAACUGCGACGCCGCUGAAGAAGGAUGACUUUGGCGUCUGGGAAGGUAUCCUUCCGUCAAAAGAUGGACAGCUUGCAAUUCCACAUAAUAGCAAAGUUAAGAUUACAAUGACCACGCCAUCUGGAGAGCAAAUUGACAGGAUACCAACUUGGACGACUAGAGUCACUCAGGAUCUCAGUGUCUCCCCACUCUAUGAUAAUGUAUUCUGGCACCCACCCAAGGAGGAGCGAUACACGUUCAAACACACCGCUCCUCCAAAGCCAGAGUCACUUCGAAUCUAUGAGGCGCAUGUGGGGAUAUCAUCCCCCAAGACGGAGGUUGCAACGUAUGAGAAUUUCACCAAGGUGAUGCUCCCCCGUAUCAAAUACCUGGGGUAUAAUGCCAUUCAGCUCAUGGCAAUCAUGGAGCAUGCAUACUAUGCAAGCUUUGGCUACCAAGUCAACAACUUUUUCGCCGCAAGCAGUCGUUAUGGUACCCCAGAAGGCUUGAAGGAGUUGAUAGACACGGCUCAUAGCAUGGGUAUCGUGGUUCUCCUUGACGUGGUACACAGCCACGCGUCCAAGAACGUGUUGGAUGGCCUCAACAUGUUUGAUGGGACCGAUCACCUCUACUUCCACGCGGGAGGAAAGGGUAAUCAUGAUCUCUGGGACAGCCGUCUCUUCAAUUAUGGAAGCCAUGAAGUUUUGAGGUUCCUUCUAAGCAACCUGAGAUUCUGGAUGGAGGAGUAUCAAUUUGAUGGCUUCCGAUUUGACGGGGUCACAAGCAUGCUGUACACUCAUCAUGGAAUCGGAACUGGAUUUUCCGGUGGAUACCAUGAAUACUUUGGUCCGUCCGUUGACGACGAAGGGAUCACUUAUCUCAGCAUAGCUAAUGAGAUGCUCCAUCAAAUCUAUCCAAACUGCAUCACGGUCGCAGAGGACGUCUCUGGAAUGCCUGCGCUGUGCUUGCCCCUAGCACUAGGAGGUGUCGGGUUCGAUUACCGCCUGGCCAUGGCAGUCCCGGACAUGUAUAUCAAACUGCUGAAGGAGAAGACUGAUGAAGAGUGGGAUAUGGCCAACUUGGCAUUCACGCUUACCAACCGCAGACAUGGCGAGAAGGCAAUCGCAUAUGCUGAAAGUCAUGACCAGGCGCUCGUCGGGGACAAGACAUUGAUGAUGUGGCUUUGUGACAAGGAGAUGUACACAAACAUGUCUGUCUUGACCGAGCUGACUCCCGCCAUCGAACGUGGUAUGAGCCUGCACAAGAUGAUCCGGCUGGUCACACACGGCCUGGGAGGAGAAGGCUACCUCAACUUCGAGGGCAACGAGUUCGGCCACCCCGAAUGGCUCGAUUUCCCUCGUGAAGGCAACAACAACAGCUUCUGGUAUGCGAGAAGACAGCUGAAUCUGACAGAAGAUGACCUCCUUCGAUACAAGUUCCUGAACGAGUUCGACAGGAAGAUGCAGCUCACUGAAGAAAAGUAUGCCUGGCUUCGUUCGCCACAGGCGUACGUUAGCCUCAAGAACGAGAAAGACAAGGUCCUGGUGUUUGAAAGGGCCGGACUACUCUGGGUGUUCAACUUCCAUCCUUCCAGCAGCUUCACUGCCUACCGCGUGGGCGUUGAACAAGCAGGUACGUAUCGCAUCGUCAUUGACACGGACGACAGCGAGUUUGGAGGAUUCAACCGCAACGCCAGAGGAACGAGGUUCUUUACCACGGAUAUGGAGUGGAACGGGCGUAAAAACUAUGCAGAACUGUAUCUCCCGACGAGAACAGCCCUGGUUCUCGCCCUCGAAGACACUCUGUAG
Messenger RNA from Arthroderma uncinatum, 2181 nucleotides. Its product is annotated as 1,4-alpha-glucan-branching enzyme. The record is from RefSeq and is a predicted model, not a curated record. Gene Ontology annotation, cellular component: cytoplasm. Gene Ontology annotation, biological process: glycogen biosynthetic process. Gene Ontology annotation, molecular function: hydrolase activity, hydrolyzing O-glycosyl compounds; 1,4-alpha-glucan branching enzyme activity; cation binding. Lineage: Eukaryota; Fungi; Ascomycota; Eurotiomycetes; Onygenales; Arthrodermataceae. The coding region runs from base 1 to 2181 and encodes 726 amino acids. The transcript has 8 exons.